Belonocnema kinseyi is the source of this 2561-nucleotide messenger RNA. It is a transcript of the gene Skp2, whose product is annotated as S-phase kinase-associated protein 2. Gene Ontology annotation, molecular function: protein binding. Gene Ontology annotation, cellular component: SCF ubiquitin ligase complex. Gene Ontology annotation, biological process: SCF-dependent proteasomal ubiquitin-dependent protein catabolic process. Bases 74 to 1615 code for a protein of 513 amino acids. The record is from RefSeq and is a predicted model, not a curated record. The transcript has 6 exons. Lineage: Eukaryota; Metazoa; Arthropoda; Insecta; Hymenoptera; Cynipidae.
CCAAGACGCUUGCUUACCUGGUUUUUUCCCUCCGAAAAUCGGGGUGUUCCAGUGUUUUUAAAAAUUAUUUAUCAUGUCCGCAACCUGCUGGUACCAGAGCAAACGAAUGCGUUUAGACGAUGGCUGUAAUAAUAAUUUAGACGAAUUAACGGAAGCUUCGAAGAACAAUAGCACGCAUUGGUCAUGUUCAGGUGACACGAGUCUUGUGGAGCCAGAAAUUUUGGAAGACAUGGGCGUCAGUAUGUUGGAAGAUGAGGAAAGCUGUGAGAGUGAUUUGAAAAAAAUCCGAACGGAGGAACCUUCACCAACACAUCCUAAAAUAAAUGGUGAAAUUCCUGUAAAGGAAAAUGGGGUUUACGCCAGUCAGGAUUCAGAACUGUACAGACAUUCCAGCUUUGAGGCAGUCACAGCCGAAAAGUACGAUAGGCUCGAGGACUUGAUAGAUUUGGAGGAUCCAACGAGUUUCUCAACUGCGGGGAAUGAAUCUGGAUAUGGUUCGAGGGCAGAGAUAGAAUGUCUUGGAGAAGUUAAGCAAAGUUUUCACAAGGACGAACAAAAUCUUACCGCGGACAAAAAUAGUUUAGAUUUACAAUUUGGCCUACGCAGAAGGAAAAAACCUUCGAUUGUAGGAGAGGAUAGAUUUAAUAAAUUAUCGGAUGAGAUGAUUCUGAUGAUCUUGAAGUGGCUUCCAAAGCAAUGUCUGCUGCGUUCCAUGUUGGUUUGUAAAAGGUGGUGCCAAAUAGCAAGGGACGAAGCCCUGUGGACGCGUUUGGAUUUGGGCAGUAAAGUAUUAAACGACGGAACUCUAGGACACAUAAUUCCACGAGGUGUUCACAUUUUAAGGCUAGCCCAGGCCGAAAUAGCUUCUCCAGUAUUCCAUCCAAAUAGUGAAGCCCUUUCCGAAAUCUAUACGAGUAAAUUGCAGUACUUGGAUCUCUCGAUGGCUGUUAUUUAUCCCCAAGACUUGGCAAUUUUGCUCUCAAAAUGUAGACUUUUAAAAAAAUUAUCCCUUGAAAAGUGCGUGUUAAACCGAUCAUGCUGUGCAGAGAUCAGUGAAAAUGUAGGCUUAGAAGUAUUAAAUUUGACCAUGUGCGAAGGGAUGAACAUUGAAUGUGUUCGUAGUUUAGUCAAGUUAAAACGAUUGAAUUCCUUGAAUCUGGCUUGGUGUUCUCUUGAUAAGGAAUGCAUGAGUCUUCUUUGUCAAUCAUUACCGUCGACCAUCACGCGGUUAAACGUUUCUGGAUGUCGGAAAACUCUCCUCGAUGAAAAUGUGAAGGAUUUGCUCAAGAGUUGUCCAGAUCUCGUGGAAUUGGAUCUGAGUGAUUGCACACUGCUCACAAUAAGUACAGUCCACAGUAUUUUAAAAUUCACACGUCUAGAGCACUUGUCCUUGAGUCGCUGUUACAGUAUUCCAACCUCGAUGUACAUCCGAUUAGCGUACAUGCCGUCGCUCAUGUAUCUGGACUUAUUCGGCCUGAUGACCGAUCAAAUACUGAAAACCUUCCAGAUUAAUUGCGAAGAGACGGAAAUUAACAAAUUCCUCUAUAGUUCCGUUGCGAGGCCUACCGUUGGCGUCCGAAGAACGAGCAUUUGGGGCCUUCGAGUCAGGGAUUGACUGAAUUUUCUACAGCGAAUAAUCUGAUUAGUAAGAAUCUGAAUAAUCACGGAAAUCGAUUUUUCAUUCAGAGGCUGAAAAUCCGGAAGAGCCGAAAUUGAAAAAAAAUGUGUAUAUUGAUACAAAAGCGGGAAAAUAAUUUCGAUUGGAUUUUCAGGAAUUGAAGAUACUGAUUUUUUUUUUAACAAGAAUUGCUUCCGGUUUCGUACUUUGAACGGUACUUUGAAAUUGGUGAUACAAUAAGUAUUACAGUUUGCGAAAUGAAGUAUCUUUUCAGUCCGAUUUUCUUCACAAUUUGUAAAUAGAAGUUGUAGUAUUGCACAGAGACUUGUUACUUUAAUUUUCCCUCCGAGGCUGUGCGUUAAAGAUACUUUAUUAUUAUUAUUUUUUUUUUUUUUUAAAUAGAUUUAUGUCAUCACUAUAUGUGUUCUAACUUGUCACAAAUUUAGCAAACUACUAAUACUUCCUGCCUGCCUAUCUAUUGAUAAAAAUCGAUUUAUUAAUUGUUCGAAAUUAUUAAUUUAUGAGUGAAGAUCAAGUCAAAGUGAGCGAGUUAGAACAUGAAGAAUCACAUUUAAUUUGCUGAUUAAUAAGAUUUUUAUAUAAUUAUUCGAAAGCAACUUCAGCAUCAUUGUUAAGAAAAUCUCAAUUUACUGAUAUGGAAUAAUUAAGCAAAUGUAUGAAUUUACCCUCUUGCUUAAUUGUGGAACUAGAAUAUUUUCUUUUUUUUUUUGUUUUUUCUUUUUCUUUCUUUCCUUGUUUUGCCUUACCGAGACGAUUAAAGAUGACAUUUUUUGUAGUCCCGUAGUCCCUAGUUUUACAAACGACGUUGCUCCAAAAGAAUUUUAUCCAUUGUGAUUUUCAUGAAGUACCAUAAUAUUAAAUGUAAGGUAAUGUUUUUUUUUUACAUUAUGAAGCGUUUUCAAUAAAAGAAUUAUGAGAAUGA